AUGGCUAGACGGCGCAGUAAGAGGAGAACACAUGCAGCUCCGACAAGCGGAAACAAUGGCUCUAUACCGGCCAGCACGGGGAUUGCAUCUGCUCGUAACCCCAAAAGCAUGGUCAUCCGCAUUGGAGCUGGCGAAGUUGGCUCCAGCGUGAGCCAGUUGGCUUCGGAUGUUCGCAGGGUUAUGGAACCUGGAACUGCAAGCCGGUUGAAAGAAAGAAGAGCCAAUCGCUUAAGGGACUACGUGACUAUGUGCGGCCCUCUUGGCGUCACGCAGCUGCUUCUAUUUUCAAGGUCAACCUCUGGCAAUGUCAAUCUGCGCAUUUCUUCUGCUCCGCGCGGCCCUACACUACAUUUCAGAGUAGAGAAAUACUCGCUGAGUAAAGAUGUUCAGAGGGCGCAAAAGCACCCGAAAGGUGGAGGCAAAGAGUACAUCAAUCCACCGUUGCUGGUUAUGAACAAUUUUAGUAUUGCAGAAGAUUCGAAUGCCAAAAUACCAAAACAUCUCGAGUCACUAAUCACCACCAGCUUUCAGUCUCUAUUUCCACCCAUCAAUCCUCAAGCAACCCCUCUUACGUCAAUUCGGAGAGUACUUUUGCUCAACCGAGAGAGAAACAGUUCCGACCCCGACUCGUUUGUUCUCAAUUUUCGUCACUAUGCGAUCACUACGAAAGCAACCGGUAUCUCAAAGGCUCUCAAGAGGCUGAACGCUGCCGAAAAGCUUCUUUAUUCAAAAAAGACAAAAAAGGGCGGGUUACCCAAUUUAGGAAAGCUGCAGGAUAUCUCUGACUACAUGGUGGGUGGUGAAAACGGGGAGGGUUAUGUGACCGACGGGGGCACGAGUGGCAGUGAGGCGGAGACCGACGCCGAAGUCGAGGUGUUAGAAACGACAGCCCGCAAGGUGACGUCUACGAAGUCCCGUGCAACCACAGCAACGUCAGACGGUCAAGAUGAUUCAGAUGACGGUCGGGCAGACGUCGCUGAUGAUCAUGUGGAACGACGGGCUGUGAAGCUGAUUGAACUUGGUCCUCGCAUGAGGCUGAGACUCAUCAAGGUUGAAGAAGGGUUGUGUCAGGGCCAAGUUAUGUGGCAUGAGCAUAUUCAUAAGUCGCAGACGGAGAUAAAGGAUAUGAAGGCCCGCUGGGAGACGCGCAGGCGGGAGAAGGAAGCGAGGAAGAAGGAGCAGAAGGACAAUGUCGAAAAAAAGAAAGCGAACGCCACAAACGAAAGAGGUGGGCGGAAAACAAGGGACGCCGAUAAAGACGGCAGCGGCGAUAAUGAGAGUGACGAACAUGGUGAGAUGGAUGUGGAUGACGCAUACGAUAGCGAUGGUUACGAGAGUUUUGACAGCGAGGGUCUUGAGGGGGACGCCGAGAUGCAGGCAAACGAGAUCAUGGAGGAUGCUGGAGAUUGGGAAGAUGAGAAGGAAGAGAUCGCCGGUAGAUGA
Grosmannia clavigera kw1407 is the source of this 1443-nucleotide messenger RNA. RefSeq names its product ribosome biogenesis protein. The record is from RefSeq and is a predicted model, not a curated record. The transcript is spliced from 2 exons. The coding region runs from base 1 to 1443 and encodes 480 amino acids. NCBI's taxonomy places the organism in Eukaryota, Fungi, Ascomycota, Sordariomycetes, Ophiostomatales, Ophiostomataceae. Gene Ontology annotation, molecular function: rRNA binding. Gene Ontology annotation, biological process: rRNA processing; ribosomal large subunit assembly. Gene Ontology annotation, cellular component: preribosome, large subunit precursor.